Messenger RNA from Lepisosteus oculatus (spotted gar), 1944 nucleotides. RefSeq lists its product as uncharacterized. The record is from RefSeq and is a predicted model, not a curated record. NCBI's taxonomy places the organism in Eukaryota, Metazoa, Chordata, Actinopteri, Semionotiformes, Lepisosteidae.
UUCAUUUGCUGGAUAAGAGAGACAGGCGGCGUGUGUACCUUAUGAUCUCAUUUAAUCACUCUGAUAAAUCACAGUGAAGCCCAUACUGCGGAAUUGAUGUAUCCCUUGGAGGUUUCAGUGGAAUAAACAAUAUUUUUUUCUGGGUAUCGGCAGAGUUCACGAAUCCAAGAAAGGACCAGAAAAGAACAGAACAAUUUAUUAUUCUCAAGCAAAAUGGAAUGCUGCCAUGGUUUUGAGACAGACGCUGUUACGCUUUCAAUAACGGGAUGAAUGAAAGAAACAUCUUUCUCUUAACAAAAUAGACAAUAUUGUGUCAAUUUUUGUGUGUGUCUUCUCUUGGAUUGUGGAUAAUCAAAAACGUUCAAGACGGACGGGGUAGUGGAGCACAGAGGUAAAAAUCGGGGGAACAUGAGGGAGAGGGACUUCAUGCCCAAUAUGGAGAGGGGCAAACCUGCCACAUACACCGGGGACAAAAAGGCAAAGAUGGCUGCGAAGACGAACAAAAAGUGGGUGAGAUUGGCCACAGUUUUUGCUUAUGUCUUGUCCGUGUCCUUGGCAGCUAUAAUCCUGGCCAUUUAUUACAGCCUGAUCUGGAAACCAACGUCUGCAUCAGCAACAUCUGGGAAACCUGGGGGGCUCGAGGAGGUCACCGUAGCCACUAACAUUUCUAGCACUGAGAACAAUUCGUCACAGACAGACCUUUUGUCAUCAGUAAAUAAAACCAUGUCUAAUAUGAGAGCUGAGCCUCAGACCAAAUUAUUUCCAUGGGAGGAUAGCAGUAGUAAAAGUCCAGCAAUAAUUCCAGACGACAUUUUACCCCAAAGCAUUCAUAGUAGUGCAACAGGACGCUAUACAUCUACACCGAGUUACACAGCCACGGAAACCGCAAGAUUGCUUAUGAAGGCAAAAGAGAGCAAAGCCUCGAGAUCUGCAGAUGUUUCACAAAACAAUCAAAAAAUGCGUGCGGAAUCUGGAAGCGCUUUACCCUUGGCUGCUGACAGGGAGACGAGAGAGGCGCUGAGGCCGAUAGCUACCAGUGGAAUACAUCAACAGCACCUUGAUGGAACAGGGACUGGUCCCCAAUUCGAUAGGCAUGUGGCGGAUGCUACCCCUAAGAACCAGCAACCUUCUUCGGAAACCCCGGCUGUUGGUACUGCAAGCUCACAAGGACUGCAGAGGGUAAAGACAACUGACCAGGCCGGAAAGGUUCUGACGGAUACAAAUCGAGAGCUGGAUAAAACAGAAGGGUCUUCUUCCUUGUCAGAGGACCUGGUUACUAAGGACACAGAGGAUGCAACAGUGAGAAGUUCAUCAACUUCAAAACUCAUAUAAUCAUAACUCAUUGAUUCCGCUUAAAUAAAACAUACGCAUAUAUAGCUCCGACUGUAAACGAUUACCAUUAUUUAGACAAGUCACCAUAUUUUGUUAUGCCUUAAACGACUGUCAUAUUUGUUUUGGAUAGUCGAUACUUUUCUUCGCUUCACCAAGGUCAGGAAGAUUCACAUCUACUGUAUGUCAGAUCCAUUUUAUAUCAUUUAAACCUAUAUAUAUAUAAAAGAACGGCGCUUUUGCAUUGCAGAACCUGUUAAAUACAAUGUGAUUUAUAUUUUCGACAAAGCCUUUCAACUGACAAAAAGACAUGCCGCGGAUGAAUUGUUUAAUUUGUAAGGGGAAAGGCUAUUUUUUAAUAUUAUUGGUUUGUCUACAUAUAUUGCUUAAUACUAAUUAACCAGGAUUCCACUGGCUUAAGGGAACCGGUAUUGAGUUAAGCUCAGGUAUGUGCAUAGCUAAAUAUAAAACUAUGUAAAUGUGAAAUAUACUGUAUUUGGUAUUGUACAUAAAGCAUAUUGUAAAUGCUCCGACCUGGGUUAAAAAUAUACAAACUAGAUACUUUUUAUUAAAAUAAGAAUGUACAAUAGGUAUAUACAGUAUCACAAAACAAAA